Molecule: messenger RNA, 721 nt
Organism: Physella acuta
Lineage: Eukaryota; Metazoa; Mollusca; Gastropoda; Physidae
Product: chymotrypsinogen 2-like
Biological process (GO): proteolysis
Molecular function (GO): serine-type endopeptidase activity
Source: RefSeq, a predicted model, not a curated record
AUGGUGACCGGUGCCAUCAGCUACUCGUCGUCCUACGACCUGACCGUCUACACGGGCUCCAGCGUCAUGCCGUUUGACGCCAGCGUCCCCGGUGUGGUCAGCAGAAACGUCGUCACCAUAGCAACACACGAAAACUUCGACCCAAUGACCUUAACAAACGACAUCGCCCUCCUAGACUUGACCACACCCAUCACCUUCGACACGUGCCACAAGCCCAUCUGUCUGGUCGACGGUUCCAAAACUCCACAAAUGGCAUCUGGCUGUAGAGCUAUGGGCUGGGGACUUAACGCCAGUACUGUCGUGGCCAGAGACACUGAUGAGAGGUUAGCACGGGCACUGGCCAGCUCGAGUGGUACCUAUGAGAGCACCAUAAAGUGGGCGGAUGUACCUGUCGUGUCUGACGCCACUUGCCAGUCAACGUACGGUACCUACUACACCGGAAGUAACCUCUGCGCUGGAUCUUCUGUGAACAAUUCCUGUCGGGGCGACUCUGGCGGUCCACUGGCCUGUAAAGAAGCAGACGGCCGCUAUUACCAGUACGGCAUCGUGGUAGCCGGGGACUGUGGCUAUCCUGGCCUCUACACCAAGGUCUCCAGUUUUCUCCCCUGGAUAGAACAGAUGAAAAUAUUAAUGACGAUGGUCGCUUAGGCGAAGUCAAAGUUUCGAAUGGUCUCAUGUGAACUGUUCGAUAUCAUGAAGAAAUAAAGGCAUCAAAAUCACC